Molecule: messenger RNA, 1323 nt
Organism: Ostreococcus tauri
Lineage: Eukaryota; Viridiplantae; Chlorophyta; Mamiellophyceae; Mamiellales; Bathycoccaceae
Product: Arfaptin homology (AH) domain/BAR domain
Exons: 1
Coding region: 1-1323 (440 amino acids)
Cellular component (GO): cytoplasm
Molecular function (GO): protein binding
Source: RefSeq, a predicted model, not a curated record
AUGAGCAAUCCUUUCUUUGUGGACGACGAUCUCCCAAACGCGCGCGCCGUGGAACCCCCGCGCGCGAGAGCGAACGUGGACGACAUCGUGAAUGAAUUUGCGAGCGCGCACAUGGGGGAGCGAAGAGUGGACGCUCAGGUGAUGUCGUCGAGCGAGGAGUAUGGAGUUUCCGGCGGGGCGAGAGCGCCCGCGCGGACGGACUCGGUGAGCGGGACGCGACGACGAGAGAAAGAGGUCAGUGCGGAGGAGCGGAUCAACGAGACGGCGUCGGCGGUAAUUCAAGCCGGUGGAGCGAGCGCGGGAUCGACCGAGGCGUUCGUUGGGAGCUCGCACGACGCUGCGUUUAGCGACCGACUGGCAGUCGCCACGGCGAAGAUCGCCAUGCUCGCGGCGCAGUUGAAGGCGAAGACGGAAACGGCACGACAACAGCGAGAGCAAGAAAAACAAUUUCGCGGUGGUAAAGAGUUGUUGCGUCAGUUGCAGGACGCGGCCGGAAGCCAACACGCCACUAGAGUGCCGAGUAUGAUUUCGGUCCAGUCGCUUCGGCGAGGCGAAGCUCCGGAAGUCCGUGACGGCAAGGUGACGAAAAGUUUAGGGUACAAGAUCAGUGCCGCGUCGCGGCGGACGUCGCAGCGCCUCCUUCAAAACUUUGGAAGCGCGGAGAAAACUGAUGACCAACAGUUCAAGGGAUUGUGGUCUUGCGUGCAAGAGCAGGAGCGAAUCUUACAAGAAAUUUGCGCCGUGGGCGCGGCGUAUAAAGAGGCGCAGCGCAACGUUUUCACCCACAGCAAACGCCUCGCCGAGCUUGUUCGACAGUUGGUGGAGUCAGGCGAUAAGAACAACACGUGGGAAGGCGCUCCGAGGCUUGCUCGAGAAGCGGCGCUCCGUGAGGCGUGUAGCAUGGUUGACGUUGCAGACGCACUCGUGACGCGAUGCACGCCACUGAACGAGGAAGUUUUCGAUUGGAACAUCAUCGACCCGACGCUUCAUCGUCGUCAAGCCAUACCGGGAUACAAGGCGUGCGUAGCGAAAAGAACGGACUAUAAGGUGGACAUGGACGCUUUCGACCGGCAACUUGCCGCGAUGAAGAAAAAGCCACCAAAGAACGUCGACGACCUCUCGGUGAAAGAGGAGCAAGCCAGACUCGCGAGACAGAGAUUCAACGAUUUCAACUCUAGGUUAACGGAAGAGCUCGCGAUCGUGGAUGGCCUACGAUACGAGAUGGCUUACUCACUCGUGCGCGGAUUCGCGAACGUGCAAUGUUUCAACCUCGAGCGGCAGCUCGACAUCGCUCGCGCACUUCGCGGAAGCCCCUCAAAUUAG